This is a messenger RNA of Alligator mississippiensis (American alligator), 5405 nucleotides long. Its product is annotated as SLAM family member 9-like. The coding region runs from base 927 to 1988 and encodes 353 amino acids. The record is from RefSeq and is a predicted model, not a curated record. Gene Ontology annotation, cellular component: external side of plasma membrane. The transcript is spliced from 3 exons. Gene Ontology annotation, biological process: T cell activation. NCBI's taxonomy places the organism in Eukaryota, Metazoa, Chordata, Crocodylia, Alligatoridae.
CCGCAGGGGCGCAGGCGCUGGGAGCCCUGCAAGUGCCAGGCCUGGAAAUCCUCGAGGGAUGCGUGGGAGGAGCAGGGAGGGCUCAGUGCUGCGCGGGGCCAGGUCAGCAGCUGGGUAGGGCUGGGCUCUCAGCCCAGGACACAGCAGUCUCAGGCUGGCCAGUGUGUGGGCCUGAUCCUGCGUGUGGGACUCACGUGGGGUGCCUGUGGGGCUGAGACAGAGGCAUGGCAGGAAGAACGCCAUUGCCCACAUCACACUGGGCACCCAGUCUCUUCUCUCCAUGUCGGGUGACUACCUUGUAAAAUGGAAAGGCGGGACACAUGCUCCCCUUUCCUCCCCACCGCCCCCUGGAUGAGCCGCCCGUGGCUGUGUCCUGCUCCUGGCCCUAGGCCCCGGGUCCCAUGCACCGCUCUGGCUGGACAGUGCCCCCAGCCCUUGCCCCACUCUCACCCUGACUGUGGGGGCCUCAAGCUCCCUCCAUGCCCCCCACCCCAUAGACAGCCUGCAGGAGCUGUUCUCCACGCUGGCCGGCUGUGUUCCCAGCCACGUGCAUGUGUGCAGGUGGAAAUAUGCAUAUGGGGCCAUCUGGGCCUCGCUCCGGGCAGCCCCAAGCAGUCCCUUGCAGGCUGCAACGCGGCCCACCUGCAAGAGGGAACUUGCCAUUUCCCGAUCCCUGCACGAGGCUGUGAAUCUGGCACCAAUACAGUCCUGGAGUUGUGCAGCUUGGGACCAGGACCUGAUGAUCCCAUUGCGGGACUGUCCGAUCCAACGAGGGAUGGUGGUCCCCCUUUGUCCAAGCCCCCUCCCUGGGCUGGGCAUGUUCCCACAAACCUCUUCCUUCCUAUCUGGGCUCCCAGUGACAUGCUGGCUGACCCACACCAGGCACUGCCCGUUCGGGGCCUGGUAUCUCCCUGUCCAGUGGGUCGAUGCUGCAUCCCUAUGUGACCCCCUGUCCUGCAGGGCCCUGGUGCUGGGAACACUGGUUUAGGGGAAAGGCUCCUGCCUUGCAGGGAGGGAGGAAUUUCAAGGGUCAGGACUGCACCAUUCCCCUCCCCCAGGGCUGUGGUGGGGCUCUGCUCACUCCUGUGUGUGACGGGCUCUGGCCCAGCCUGGGCGGUGCCAGCCAAGGGCCGAGGGCUGUGGAGGUCGAAGCCCCUGAGCACAAAGCUGCCUUUUUGCCAAUGCUGUCAGGUGCGAGUCCUGGGGUAGUGUCUUGCUCCCCUGUGCGGCUAAAUGGGAUCCUUGGUGAGUCGGUCGUCCUUCCUCACAACGCUGCACCUGGAUUCAAACGCAUCACAUGGUUCCCCCCCAAUCCUCUCCACAAUGCAUCCGGCACAGUGGUGCCCUUGGCAGUCAUCAUGCCGCGGAGGCCUGGAGAGCUGCCCCACAUCUCCGUGCCAGACCAGAGGUACAGAGGUAAAGUGAGACUCUUUGACCAGAACUACUCCCUGGAAAUCAGCACCCUGACGAUGCAAGAUGCGGGCGAAUACCGGCUGAGAGAAAACAGAAUGGGAAUUGAUAUAUACUCGUGUUCCUACUUGCUGAAUCUGUACGCGCGUCUGCCGGAGCCGGAGAUCAGCACCCGCCUGACCAGGGAGGUGGACGGCACCUGCAAUGUGACAUUCACCUGCCGCGCUGGGGAGCCUGACCCGCACACCACGUAUACCUGGGCCCACCCAGGAGGAGGUGCCGUGGUCACCCCUGGGAAAUCUCUGCUCGUGCAGCACCAGCCUGGAGAUGAGGACUCACCUGUCACCUGCAUGGCCACAAACCCCGUCAGCAACAGCUCGGCCACGGCCUCCCCAAAGGCGGCUUGUGAAGGCACCGCCCUGGCCCCAUCACUGUCCUAUUGCUGUGCCAAGGGGCUCAUCCUGCUGGGGGUGCUAGCAGUCCUGGUCCCCGGGAUCCUGGCCAUGCACAUGCUCACCAGGAGGAAGCCGAGACAUGCUCAUCAUGAGGAGUCCACCUCAGGAAGGGGGCCAAGAUGAGGGCAGGGGGUUUGCUGGGAGCGCGGGACACACCUCUCUCAAGUGGGUGCUUUUCUCAGCUCCCAAUGGGGGUCCGGGGCUGUUUGGAGUAGGAGUCCUGAUUAAAGGGCUUCCCAACCCCAUCCCAACACGCUGAGCCUCCUGCUUGCCUGGGGCAUCCCCUGAGUAUGCUCAGGCUCUCCAGGCACGUGGCUGUGCCCACGGCAGCUGACAGUAGAGGGAGCGCUGACAAGGAGGCCACACAAUGCAGUGGCGGAGGAUUGGUCUGGACCAAGGAGCUGGGAGCUAGGGUCUAUUCCAGAGCUGCUGCAGGGCCUAGGGCUGCGCUCCCUGCCUCAGUUUCCUCGUAUGCACAUGUGAGAGGGCACGGGAGGUGCUUGGUGGGGCUCUGGGAACACCGGCCCAUGGCCCAGCUGUGCCACUGACCUCCCUGUGCCUGUGGGUCCUCCUGAGUCCCUCUGGGCUUCAGCUCCUUCUGUCCCUAAUCUGGCUCAAGCCUGUCAUGUGCCUACUGGAGUGGGCAAUGGGGUCCCCUCCUCCUCCCUGUCCAGUGCACCCCAGUAUUACCUGCCAUUGCCAACCCGAGAGCAAGCCUGGGUCUUGUCUGCAAGGGGCCGUCAUCCAAAGUCCUGGGGUGAAGGCAAAGCACAGGAGCGCGGGGGCAGCUGCACGGGGGACACAGAGACUGACAUCCACUGCCCGGCUCCAGACACUGGUCAGCUGAGCCCGUUCCCCACAGCCCCGGCCCCGAGUCCUCACAGCUUCCUCUCCAUCCCGCUCUCCCUCCUGCCAGGGCCUCUGGGCACUGCCUGCCCCCAUGGUGACUGGUGGGGGGGGCAGGUUGGGAAGGCUCCAUGUUUCUUGUGGCUAGCCUGGCUUCAGCCCCAUGGGCUCCAUUGGGUGGUGGCAACCAUUUUUACAGAGGGAAGCCCCUUGUGCCACCCUGCCACCUAAGGUUGCCAUCCAUGCUGGAGGAAGUGCAGCGAUGUGAAAGCAGACGGGAGCCAGAGGAUGUCAGAGAAGCAGCCUUCCUCAUGACCCUCCAUCUGGGGAUGAGCCAGAGUGCUGCCAGCCCCGCGGCCUGUGCCCAGAGCCCAGACAAUGCCUGCCUUUGAUACCCCAGAAGGAGCUGUUGAUGCCCCCACAGGGAGCUGGGAUUUGUGACUCCCCCUUACCCAGCUCCAGGGCCACAGACUCCCUCCUGCCUGCACGAAGAGCUGGCCCACUAGGAGAAAAUAUGGGACAUGUCCUUCCCACGGACAUUCUCGCCCCCCCAGUCUCAGACCAUCUCUCCUGGUGCUGGUGAAGGCCCUCGUCCAUCUCCUCCAUCACAGUCAGCACCUCUGCUACCGCUGCACAGAGCAGGAGGAUUGCUUGUCCUGUGGAUGAGUGGCGUGGUGAAGGUGCCCUGCAAGCUUCCAGCUGCCCUCGAUCCCAGCUGGUGACAGCACAUGCUCAGCUGGUGCAGACCACAGCCGGGAGAGGAUCCCAGUGGCAGGACGUGGUGGGCUGGAUCCUGCGCUCCAGGAUCCUGCACUCUCCAGCUCUGUCACCUGGACCCAGGUGGGGACCUAGUAUGGGGUUGGCACGAGGCUGCUGGAGCAGAAUCCGAGCCAUGAAGCAGGCACUGAACAUCCCCUGCCUUCUGCUCCCUGCUUGUGUCUCACAGCCUGAGCAGCACCCCAGACACUCGCAGGGGUGAGGACAGAUCCCUCCUGCUGCCCGCAGCCAGGCCAGCUCCUCCCUAGCGCUAAGACCAAGUGUCUAUGGCUGCAUGUGCACACCACGAGAUUUCCCAUUUAUGGCGCCACAACUGCCUUUGUGUUUGCACGAGCGGGAUUUCCCCUCGGUUUAAAAGUCUUUUGGGUAUGUAAAAGUAAAACUGCUUGGACAUAGUUUAGUUUGUGUCGCCGCUGACUACAUCUUCGCAUCUAUGGACUCGUGACGUGUAAACGCCAAGUGACUCAAAGUCAUGUAAUGGCUUCUGUUUGCCACCAGGUGCACUGCAAUAUUUCUGUAGUUCAGGCCCUUGGUCAGUAGGUACCACUGAUAUUUUGCUGUUCUUCUUUUUCUUUUGGGGUGGGGGGGCUGCUGCUGCUCAUCCCUCCCUCCCUUCCCCUGCCCCAGCAGCUGACUGCAGGCAGCCAGGGCACAUUGUGGGGGGCAUCUGAAUUAGUUACCCUAGCACUUAAUAUAUUAAGAAUACAAAAUGCAGAAUACGUAAUACAGAAAGAAAGAAAUAGAGGAGCAACCCAUAUGGCCAAUUACUGUUGUUUACUACCCUCUGCUAGAGGUCGUGCCCAGACCACCACCAGCGGUCCUGUACAUGCUCCCCCUGUGCCCUCCGCCCACUGCUCCCACUACGGUGGGUCUGAACCGCCGAGCACACCGGCAUCACCAGCAUGGGAAGUUUGCAACUGUUUGGAGUGUGGCACCUCUUCUUAACAUUUUCAUAUUUCAUCAGUAACCUUCCUAUUUCUUAUAAAUUGCCAUUGCCAUUCCAGAAGCACGAUGAAUAGUGCAGGCGGAUGCUGCACGCUAGACCCAUCCCCAAGAUGUGCAGCCUCCUGGGUGAUAUGUAGGUAAUAUCAAAAAUGUCCCAUAAAGCCUGUGUGGAGCAGGGUGUGGGGAGUGGUAGUGGGGUGGCAGUGUCAAAAUGGUGAUGUUUGGACUGUGGUUCAAAACCCCAUCCUCCUCUUCUUUCUUCCCCUCCUUGCAGAAGACUUUCAAGAUCAGAAAUUGAAAAGCAUGAAUAAGGAAAGCACCAAGAAUCCACACCCACCAGUAGAAGCAAGUUAUUUAGCAGUAGUGUACUAGUUAAAAAGUGUAUAAUGUAUGUAAUAAGUAGUAUAUAGUGCAGGGGUCAGCAACCCCUGGCACAUGUGCCAAGCAUAGCACGUAAGGACAUUUUGCUCAACACGCCACCACCAACCCGGGCUCUCAGCAGCUGCUGCCAGCCAUGGAGCCCAGGCUGCUCCCAGCAGGCAGCUGGGAGGCUGCAAGCCCUGCUGCAAGCAGACUGGGCUCCUUGGGCCGGCUGCAGCCGGGAGGCUGCAAACAGCUGCUCUGGGCUCCGGCAUCUCACCACUCUGGCACCUUCCAAGGUAGACAUUGUGGUUUUUUCAGCACUCUGGCCAAAAAACGUUGCCUACCCCUGCUAUAGUGUAUAGUUAAAUAGUACAUAUAUGUAUAUAGUGUAUAGCUAUAGAUAGUAUAUAGAUACUCGUGUAUAGUGUAUAGAUAGUGUUUUAAUAAACAAUGCUGUAUAGAUACAGAGGUGCUGGGGAGGAAAAUCCAAACUAUUUUUCUACUUAUUUUCCAUUUUCCUAUUUUUCUAGUAAUUUAACAAUUUUUAAAAUUUUCUUUAUUUAUUAUCUACAUUUUUUUUAAUGAUGCCUUUUUGAGAAAAAAAAAAUG